Cavia porcellus (domestic guinea pig) is the source of this 3834-nucleotide messenger RNA. It is a transcript of the gene Elapor2, whose product is annotated as endosome-lysosome associated apoptosis and autophagy regulator family member 2. Gene Ontology annotation, cellular component: membrane. Gene Ontology annotation, biological process: positive regulation of BMP signaling pathway. The transcript is spliced from 21 exons. The coding region runs from base 608 to 3355 and encodes 915 amino acids. NCBI's taxonomy places the organism in Eukaryota, Metazoa, Chordata, Mammalia, Rodentia, Caviidae. The record is from RefSeq and is a predicted model, not a curated record.
CCGAUGCCUGUUUCUGGUUACACUGUCAUGUCCUCCUGUGAGCAGGACAGUCCUGCAGGCACAAGCAUUCCUGUGGAUGACUAACAGAAUCCAAGCCGCUUUCUUAGUGCCUGGUGGCCCUGGGUCUGCAGUCUGGGCAGUAUUACAAAAGAUCUGUUUACGUUUGUGUUUAAAAUAGUAGAGGGCAGAGUAGAAAUAUUUAUCUUUAAUGGUGUCUUUUAAAUUAAAAGCAUCUGUGAAUUGUAUGAUAUGAACGCCAGAGUUUGGCAUCUUUUAACAUUGCAGUGUCUGGUGCAGUGGUGCCAAGUAUGUUCUCAUUGCAUUGCUGCCUUUGCCACCAGCUGUCCAUGACGCUCAUCUCACAACAGGUUUCUUUCUUUUUAUUUUUUAGUUAUAGAAAUACCUUGAAGUAAUUUUUAAAGUGAAACCUACAGAGUAUUUGUAGAGUUGCUGAAUAUCACCUUCAACGACUUAUCUUUUGGCAAUUAAGGAGCUUCAAAGUGCAGCACUGUGAAUGAAUGGAGUGAAAUUGAUUUUCAUUUAUGAAUUCUACCUUUAGAGCACUCUUUACUUUGCCUUCUCCUGUGGCUCCGGUGAGUACCUGGAGAUGCGGAACCAGGUGUGCAGCAAGUGCGCUGAGGGCUCCUACUCCCUGGGCAGCGGCAUCAAGUUCGACGAGUGGGACGAGCUGCCAGCUGGGUUCUCCAAUGUGGCCACCUUCAUGGACACGGUGCUGGGCCCCUUGGACAGCAGGCCAGACAGCUGCAGCAACUCCUCCUGGACCCCGCGUGGGAACUACAUCGAGUCGAAUCGUGAUGACUGCACGGUGUCGCUGAUCUACGCCGUGCACCUGAAGAAGUCUGGCUACGUCUUCUUUGAGUACCAGUAUGUCGACAACAACAUCUUCUUUGAGUUCUUUAUUCAGAACGACCAGUGCCGGGACAUGGACUCUGCCACCGACAAGUGGGUGAAGCUCACGGAUAGCGGAGAGUGGGGCUCGCAUUCGGUGAUGCUGAAGUCGGGCACGAACAUCCUCUACUGGAGGACCACUGGCAUCCUCAUGGGCUCCAAAGCUGUCAAGCCUGUGCUAGUGAAAAACAUCACCAUUGAAGGGGUGGCUUAUACCUCCGAAUGCUUCCCCUGCAAGGCUGGCACGUUUAGCAGCAAGCCAGGUGCCUUCAGCUGCCAGGUGUGUCCCCGGAACACCUACUCGGAGAAGGGCGCCACGGAGUGCAUGCGCUGUGACGAGGACUCCCAGUUUUCAGAGGAAGGGUCCAGCGAGUGUACGGAGCGCCCUCCCUGCACCACAAAGGACUAUUUCCAGAUCCACACAGCCUGUGACCAGGAAGGCAAGACACAGAUAAUGUACAAAUGGAUAGAGCCCAAAAUCUGCAGGGAGGACCUCACAGAUGCUAUUCGACUGCCCCCUUCUGGAGAGAAGAAGGAUUGUCCUCCCUGUAACCCUGGAUUCCACAAUAAUGGAUCCUCCUCUUGUCACCCUUGCCCUCCUGGAACAUACUCAGAUGGCACAAAGGAGUGCAGACCCUGUCCUGCGGGAACAGAGCCAGCCCUGGGGUUUGAGUACAAGUGGUGGAAUGUCCUUCCCGGGAACAUGAAAACUUCCUGUUUCAACGUGGGCAACUCCAAGUGUGACGGGAUGAAUGGUUGGGAGGUAGCUGGAGAUCAUAUCCAGAGUGGAGCUGGAGGUUCUGAUAACGACUACCUCAUCUUAAACCUGCACAUCCCAGGGUUUAAACCUCCAACGUCUCUGACAGGAGCCACAGGCUCAGAACUGGGGAGAAUAACGUUUGUCUUCGAGAUGCUGUGCUCUGCCGACUGUGUCCUGUACUUCAUGGUGGAUAUUAAUAGAAAAAGCACCAAUGUGGUGGAAUCAUGGGGUGGAACCAAAGAGAAGCAAGCAUACACUCACCUCAUCUUCAAGAACGCCACCUUCACAUUCACCUGGGCCUUCCAGAGGACCAGCCAGGGCCAGGACAACAGACGGUUCAUCAAGGAUGUGGUGAAGAUCUAUUCCAUCACAGCCAGUAAUGCAGUUGACGGGGUGGCGUCUUCCUGCCGCACCUGUGCGCUGGGUUCUGAGCAGUCGGGCUCAUCGUGUGUCCCCUGCCCCCCAGGCCACUACAUUGAGAAGGAAGCCAACCAGUGCCAGGAGUGUCCCCCCGACACACGCCUGUCCACCCACCAGGUCUACGGCAAGGAGGCGUGUAUUCCUUGCGGGCCUGGGAGCAGGAGCAGCCAGGACCAUUCAGUUUGCUACAGUGACUGCUUCUUUUACCAUGAGAAAGAAAACCGGAGCUUGCACUAUGACUUCAGCAACCUGAGCAGCGUGGGCUCCCUAAUGAAUGGCCCCAGCUUCACCUCCAAAGGGACCAAAUACUUCCACUUCUUCAACAUCAGUCUGUGUGGGCACGAGGGGAAGAAGAUGGCUUUUUGCACCAACAACAUCUCAGACUUCACACUGAAGGAAACGGUGGUGGGCUCAGAUGAUUAUGUGAAUCUGGUAGGAGCAUUUGUAUGCCAGUCAACAAUCAUUCCUUCUGAGAGCAAGGGUUUCCGAGCAGCCUUGUCUUCCCAGUCCAUCAUCUUGGCUGAUACAUUCUUAGGAGUGACAGUUGAAUCCACAUUGCAAAACAUUAAUAUAAAAGAAGAUAUGUUCCCUGUUUCACCAAGCCAAGUACCUGACGUGCACUUCUUUUAUAAAUCUUCCACAACUACACCGUCUUGUUCCGAUGGCCGAUCCACUGCUGUGAAAAUGAGGUGUAAUCCUGUGAAAGCUGGAGUGGGCGUGAUCUCAGUCCCUAGCAAAUGCCCAGCGGGCACCUGUGAUGGGUGUGCAUUCUACUUCCUGUGGGAGAGCGCUGAGGCCUGCCCGCUGUGCACGGAGCUCGACUUCCAUGCCAUUGAGGGCGCCUGCAAGCGAGGGCUGCAGGAGACCUUGUACGUGUGGAAUGAACCUAAAUGGUGCAUUAAAGGAAUUUCUUUGCCUGAGAAAAAGCUGUCGGCCUGUGAAACCAUUGACUUUUGGCUAAAAGUGGGAGCUGGUGUGGGAGCUUUCACUGCUGUUUUGCUGGUGGCCCUAACUUGCUACUUCUGGAAAAAGAAUCAAAAAUUGGAGUACAAAUAUUCCAAGCUAGUGAUGACGACGAACUCAAAAGAGGGUGAACUCCCGGCUGCUGACAGCUGCGCCAUCAUGGAAGGGGAAGACAAUGAAGAGGAAAUCAUGUAUUCCAAUAAACAGUCGCUCCUGGGAAAGCUCAAAUCUUUAGCAACAAAGGAAAAACAAGAACAUUUUGAGUCUGUCCAGCUGAAAUCCUCACGAUCCCCCAAUAUAUGAAGUAGUCAUGCUGUGGGAUUCAAAGGUGUGGCCCAAGAACCCCGCUCCCCAGCUGUGCAGGACCCUGGUGAGGACCUAUCCCCAUUGGCUGCGCUGCUGAGGGGAGAGGAGAAUGGUCGGGGGCCUUACCAUGCACUCCAAGGACUUGCCAGACCGAGGAACGCAACUGGGUCUGACCGCAGAGAACUUCACUCAGGAAGAGAUUUACUAUCCACCCGCGAGCCGGGCCCAUGCUGUGGGUGGGUGGGCGGGCGCCCUCCAUGCCUCCUGUCCUCUAGUGGGUGUGCCCUGCAGUGCCACUGUGGGCACAUGUCUGGAAUCUCAUUUAUGUCUUGUCUGUGUUUAUAUUUUGGAAAAGAUUGGAAAAAUUUUCUAAGGUAUAAUUAUUUUUCCCAUUAUUUAUUUUCCCAACAGACCUUAAAUCAUCUUUUCUAUUAAAAAUGGUGAGCAAUCAAUAAACUUUUCAUUUUAGUAGGGUA